This is a messenger RNA of Vicia faba (fava bean), 396 nucleotides long. NCBI's taxonomy places the organism in Eukaryota, Viridiplantae, Streptophyta, Magnoliopsida, Fabales, Fabaceae. The record is from the annotation of a GenBank genome assembly.
AUGGCUAAGAAAAAGGUAGUGAUCGAAGUGAGUAUGAAGAACCAAAAAUCAAGGUCCAUUGCCAUGAAGAUUGCAGUUGGAGUUUAUGGAGUGGAAAGUGCAGCUAUACAAGGAGAUAACAAGGAUCAAAUAGAGGUAACUGGAGUAGGGAUAGAUUCAGUUGAGCUCACAAGGAAGCUAAGAAAGAACUUUUGCUAUGCAAAUUUGGUAAGUGUUGGUGAUGUGGAAAAAAAGGAGGAUAAGAAAGAAGAGAAAGAAGAGAAGAAAGAAGAGAAGAAGAAAGAAGAGGAAGUUGUGGUAUGGUCUAAUGGUGUUCCUGUUCCUCAUUGUAACUGUUCCAUCAUAAGGGACCCGUAUCAAUAUUAUGAGGACCCUUAUAAAUGUUCCAUCAUGUGA